This is a messenger RNA of Penicillium brevicompactum, 454 nucleotides long. RefSeq names its product 40S ribosomal protein eS30. Gene Ontology annotation, molecular function: structural constituent of ribosome. Gene Ontology annotation, biological process: translation. Gene Ontology annotation, cellular component: cytosolic small ribosomal subunit; ribosome. The transcript is spliced from 3 exons. Lineage: Eukaryota; Fungi; Ascomycota; Eurotiomycetes; Eurotiales; Aspergillaceae. Bases 61 to 249 code for a protein of 62 amino acids. The record is from RefSeq and is a predicted model, not a curated record.
ACUCAAGAAUCGCUUUACACACCACUUCCAUCUCCCGUUCAUCAACGUCAAUCAUCCAACAUGGGUAAGGUUCACGGCUCUCUCGCCCGUGCCGGUAAGGUCAAGGCUGCUACUCCUAAGGUCGAGCCCCAGGAGAAGAAGAAGAACCCCAAGGGUCGCGCCUACAAGCGUGUGCUCUACACUCGCCGUUUCGUCAACGUUACCAUGACCGGUGGCAAGCGCAAGAUGAACCCCAACCCCGGCCAAUAAAUUAUUCAAGUCGUUAAAACAACCAACUGAGCCGCGAUCGGCUAGUCGAGUUCUACGAUGAAAAUCUUCGCAUAACCACGGCACGACCACGGCCCAAACGAACGAAAGCACACCAGAUACGGCUGGUACUUGUACGGAUGAUAUCACGCUUCUUCGUCUUCACUUGAAUUUUUUUUGCUGGUAACGGAUGGGUUAUUUGGAGGUU